Molecule: messenger RNA, 1992 nt
Organism: Symbiodinium natans
Lineage: Eukaryota; Dinophyceae; Suessiales; Symbiodiniaceae
Source: the annotation of a GenBank genome assembly
AUGGUUGCUGUGUCACCUCUGAAUGUGAGGAAACAGCCAGCACGAGGCCGCCGCUCGGACUUAAAGGAGGCUUCGGAGUUCUGCCAGAAGCAUUCCGUGGAUCCAGCGAGCGGAAGGUUGAGGCGCCGUGACGAGACGGGAGGAGAUUCUGCCCCAAAGAGGGAGAUCGCUGAUGAACCCGUUGUUCCAAAGCAUGACGAAGACGAAUUAGACGAGGAGACGAGGCAGUGGAUAUCUAUGCUCAUGGACUGGAGUGAACUUGAUGAUGACUUCCCCUUGCCAAUCCAGCCUGUGGGUCUGACUGGCAAGUCCUUGGUUGCUGUGGAAGAGGCCCGAGGAGGCCAGCGGAAGGACACGCAGGAUCACAUGCCAAUGUAUUUCAGCAAUGAUACGCUUCUCUUCUGUUAUGAUGCCCCUGACCUCACUUAUGACGAGCACUUCAGCAGGGUGGUUCCUGAGCCCUGGCGAUUCCAGUUCUGGGCAAGAGGCAAAGACUCCUCAAUUGCCGUUCGUGGGCUUCAUGACCACCCCGUCUUCAGUUGCGCUCUUGUGUACAGUGCGAAGGAGCCUUCCAGGAAGUGCACACAAUGGAUGCGACAUCACUACGACCUCGAAGGCUUCAACAACCCAGAUGCUGAGUACAUUGUGACUCAUUCCAUGGACACUACGGUGAUCUGGCGACUUGACCACUUGUGGGAGGUUGCGGAAGAAGCUGCCCUGGGCAACAAACAGGACCCUUCGAAGAAGCUUGAGAUCAGUCAGACCAAAGAAAGCCCAUCGCUGCUCUCAGAGAGUAGUGCGGAGCUGUGGCUGAAGACCUUGGAAGGCAUGUAUCCUGUGCAGCGUGACAAGCUUGCUGGCUGCUUCGCCAUUGUGGGCGAGUACCUGCCUGGACAGCGAAGUCCCAACUACCGUCCUGACGAUCACAGAGGUGGCGUUGUGAUGCGCGAGGACCGCAGCGGUUUGCUAAUACUCUCAGUCGCACGUGGUCCUGAAGUCGAAGUUUAUGCCGUCACCCCGAAGCUGGAUGUUAUUCCCAUGGCCCUGGUUGACGCUGACAUCGGCCUCACCUCAUGUCUUGAGAUCGUAUUCCCAGAGGGCCCAUUUCGCGGACUGCGAGCAAGACUACAGCCGGAUGAGAGUGCAACACCGCCGUACAAAGAGGAAAAUCCGCAGGAGAGCAGCAUCAAAGACUCCCCGCCGCAAAGCUUGAAAAGCUCGAAAAGCUCGAAAAGCCAAUGCUCCACACCACCAGGUGACAAAUCACCAGGCAAUACUCCGCCGAGCUCACCUGUAAAGGAUGCUCAGCCGAAAUCCAAGAUCGGCAGCGGCCAGCACCAGGUUUGCACGCCACGAGGUGCCAGCUUCCAGAGUACGAACAUCGGAAGAGGAAGCUUGCCCCGACAGGUCUCCUCACGAGGAACGGAGACACCCGCAUCUCCGAGCCGUGUGCAGGUCUCGCGCGUGGGCGUGCGCCAAGGGCAUCAAAGCGACGGGCGGCUGGCAGUUGGUGUCCGAAUCUCGGACAAGUCGCGGCCGCUUACCAGCCAAGGCACCAAAACCAAGACGCCCUCGACGACGCAGAUUGCAGGACGUCGCAAUGAUUCUCGACAAAGUAGUACAAGCCUGGCACCAACAUCAAGCGUGCGAGUGUCUGAACGACGUUCAAAUUCCCCAAGAGGACGUCGCGGUGAGACUCGCUCAACCACGAGCUCUGGCAUGGUGAGUGGAAGCCGUGAUGCUGCAGUUCGCAGCGCUGGUCAUCGCCUGGUCACCAACCUUUCUGGCGGCAGCCCCACAAGCCAAAUCAGCGCAUCAAAAACGGUGCGCCGAGACGUGAAGCCACUUGUGAAGGCAGCAACAUCCGAGGGAGUCCGGCUGCGCAGCCGCUCAGUCUCCAGCGACAAUGCCGACCGCCGUGGCCAGGCAGUGUCACCAAAGCUGGCCGAAACCCCUCCGCGGCCAGAGUCUGUUGAGCCUGCUACGGCCUAA